Beta vulgaris subsp. vulgaris (sugar beet) is the source of this 1563-nucleotide messenger RNA. Its product is annotated as protein SAWADEE HOMEODOMAIN HOMOLOG 1. The transcript has 9 exons. The record is from RefSeq and is a predicted model, not a curated record. Gene Ontology annotation, molecular function: chromatin binding. Lineage: Eukaryota; Viridiplantae; Streptophyta; Magnoliopsida; Caryophyllales; Amaranthaceae. Bases 401 to 1186 code for a protein of 261 amino acids.
ACCAAGAACUAGUUCAUGUGUAAUAGACUAAUAGUAUAUUGAUUACUAUUCUAUGGCAUCAAAAUAACAUGCAAAUUCAAAUUCCAUGCCUUUCCGGCUCCUAUUGCCAAGUCCAUGAAACCCACCCUGAUAUUCUAAACAAAUCUUCCCAACAAACAUCCCCCUAAAAAAUUGAGGAUUUAGGAAAAUUGUUCUUCAUUUUUCUUUCUUUGUUGAAGCAGGGGUUAGAAAAUUUCAGAGUUAGGACCACAUUUUUUAUGUGCUUAUACUGCUUAAUACUAUAAUUCUAGUAAUUCUAACCACUUUUGCUACUGUAAAACCCUUGAGAAACCCAUAUAACUUCUGCAAUUCAUAUAGACAAAAGGAAUAAAGUAGGGUUUUUUUUGGAGGUUUUUCUUCCAUGGAUCGUCUUCGUGUUCGACCCAGAGAAAACAAAGUCUUUUCUGGUUUCACAGAUUCCGAAACUGAGAAGCUGGAAAGCUUGUUUACAGAAUAUGGAGAAUUGUCGGUUAAUCGGGAAUUUUGUGUAAAAGUUGCAAAGUCCAUUAGUCGCUCUGCUGGACGGGCUGGGAAACCCAUUGUCAAGUGGGCUGAGGUGCAAAGUUGGUUCCAUAAUCGACAGAAAUCAAGUCCAGCUAAAGCGAAUCCACCAUCUAUCAAUCAAACAGAAAUAACUCCUUCACCUAAUGUUUCUAAAAAUUUGCCUGCUCAUCCAGAUAUUUCUGACCUAAAGAAGGCUAAUGAAAGCAACCAGGUGCCUAAAGCAAGAGAAAAGUUACCAGAUUUAUCAGAGUUAGAGUUUGAGGCUAAGUCAUCAAGGGAUGGAGCGUGGUAUGAUGUUGAGAGAUUCCUCACCCACAGAUUUGUCAGCUCAGGUGAAGCUGAAGUUCGUGUGAGAUUUGUGGGGUUUGGGGCUGAAGAAGAUGAGUGGGUUAAUGUGAAAAAUGACGUGCGAGAGCGUUCUAUCCCGCUAGAGAACUGGGAAUGCCACAAAGUCAAGGCUGGGGAUGUCAUGCUCUGCCUUCAGGAAAGAAAAGAUCAGGCUAUAUAUUAUGAUGCACGUAUAAUGGAUGUUCAACGAAAAAUGCAUGAUAUAAGGGGUUGCAGGUGCAUCUUUGUGAUCGAGUAUGACCAUGAUAAGAGUGAGGAAAAGGUUCGUUUGAGGAGAUUAUGUCGCAUGGCAUAACAACUAAGAAGAAAGACGGAAAUGACGUCUGCAGUUAUCAGAAAGUCUCAACCCUUGCUUAGGUAUGCAUCAUAAGAUAGCUUAUCAGGUAAAGAAUGAUAAUAGGGAAUAUGGUUAUUGAAUGCCAUCAAACAGUAAAUGAAGUCAGUAGAGUAGUAGAGACUUAUUAUUGAUCAUGGCAAAUUUUGUUGGAAAUUUUUUGUAAUCAUUAAUCAUCGUUGUUAUUAGGUUUCCUCCUGUGUGUGCUAGUGAGGGAACAGUGAACAGCUUUUGUUAAGUUGCAGUGUGUAUCUUUACGUGACCACAUAUUGAUAUUCCUUUGAUCGAGCCCACAAACUUCAAUUACCAUUUUUGAUUGCUGAGGCAACUUAUAUUCC